Messenger RNA from Coregonus sp. 'balchen', 13143 nucleotides. NCBI's taxonomy places the organism in Eukaryota, Metazoa, Chordata, Actinopteri, Salmoniformes, Salmonidae. The record is from the annotation of a GenBank genome assembly.
AUGUCAGCGCUGCGGACAUUCUCCUCUUUACUCUAUCCUAACUGUAGACCAGCAAGCUUAGCUGGAAUGUUUUCCGCAAAUCUCCCACUGACAUCAAAUGCUUGGGUUACGUAAAAAGUAAAUCAGUUGAACCAGAACUAAAAUCUUGAGUACCAUUUAUGUUACGUAGUCUGAGAUUACAGAAAAAGGUAUAUUGGCAAGGUCUGAGCUAUGCGCACAGACCUCAAGUGUACUUGAGUGAACCAGCCUACAGAGGAUGGGUACUGUAUAUGGAGUCUCUAACCUGUGUUGUGUGUGUUCUUCUGACAGACGUGGACGACUGCCAGUCCAACCCGUGUCUAAACGGAGGCACCUGCAUUGACAAGAUCGACUCAUUCAUCUGCCUCUGUCUGCCCAGCUACGCAGGAGACGCCUGUGAGAAGGGUAAGAGAGUGCAUGCACACUGGUCAACACACGGAGCGAGCAUGGAAACACACACGACAUAGCAGUGGAGGCUGCUGAGGGGUGGACGGCUCAUAAUAAUGUCUGGAACGGAGUGAAUGGUAUGGCAUCAAACACAUGGAAACCAUGGAAACCAUGUGUUUGAUGUAUUUGAUACCAUUCCACAUACUCCGCUCCAUUACCACGAGUCCGUCCUCCCCAAUUAAGGUGCCACCAACCUCCUGCGCUACAUAGUCAAUACACACAGCCUAAACAGAGAGCGAGACAGAUAGAUUAUCACUUUUAUCUGAAAUACACAGAUAUGUGGCAUUUGCACCUCUCCAAAUGAUACAGUGGAAUGUGUUAACUGAGCUCCCACCCAAGUAAUUUCCCUAUGAAGCUAGUCCCUUAUGAAAAAAAAAUGUUUUGUUUUUACUACUUCUAUAUGUGUAGCUCUGUAAAUGUGUGGACGGUAAAUACAUAGAUGUCAAUUGGGUGCAGGAUGAUGUUGUCUGUCAGCAUGCUGGUCUGUCAGUCUCCUUGGUCAGUGUUGUCAUGUGUAGGAUGAUCUUACAGCUGAAGUCCCAGAGAGCACUAUUUCACUGCAGUAUCACUCACCGGCUAUCAGGCAGUGUAUCUGUCUGCACCUGUCACUAUGCUGCAGAGAACUGGCUGAUGGAUGGACACCGAAACACACACACGCACUCAAACGAGCGCAAAUACACACACACAUUCAAACGAGCGCAGAUACACACACACACACACACACUCAAACGAGCGCAGAUACACACACACACACACACACACACACACACAAACGAGCGCAGAUACACACACACACACACACACACACACACACACACACACACACUCAAACGAGCGCAGAUACACACACACACACACACACACACUCAAACGAGCGCAGAUACAUACACACACACUCAAAUGAGCGCAGAUACACACAUACACACAUACACACACACACACACACCUCACUGGCUUCAGAGUCAGUCAAACAGCCCACACCUCCUCAUGUGUGCAGAAACACUAAUAGCAAUGAGGGUUAAUGAACCCAUAACCCUUGGAGUUAUUAAUGAGUCCUCAUAAUGCAGAGAGGAACAGCGUGUGCUGAGAAUGGAAAUGGAGGAUCCAUGAUUGCAGGUUUAAUGGUUCAUUCAGUCUCAACGACAUUAAAGUGUGGCCUUGCAGGUCCUGAGAGGCACAAUACUGGUUGAAAGGUUGAGAGGAUAUGAGAAUAAUCCUCUCUUCUUCUCUCCACCUCUCUCUCUCUUCUUCUCUCUGUCACCGUCCCUCUUUUCCUCUGUCUUCCUACUCUCCUCUAUCUCCCUUCCUCCCCUUAUGUUUUUCACUCACUCUCCUUCUCUCUUCCUUGCCUCCUUUAUUUGUCUUUCUUUGUCCCCUCCCGUCUCCCGUACUCGUACCUCUCUCUCCCAUCCCUCUCUAGACGUUGAGGGAUGUGAGCAUGGAUGGAGGAAGUUCCAUGGCCACUGCUACAGGUACGUGAGAAAGAAGACCUGACUACGAACCUACCCUCUAAACAUUCAUCUAUAUCAGGGGUGUCAAACUAAUUUUCCCAGUGGGCCGCAUUCGGUCUUCACCGAGGUCCGGAGGGCCACACUUAAAAUGGAUCUGGCCUGCAGGCCUUGAGUUUGAGACGUCAUCUAUAUCAUGUUGUUGUUGUUUAUCCUGUUGAUACAGUAUAGCCUUGAUUUCCAGGCUUAGUAGCUGAGGGAUGAAGGACGUUUGAAUAACACAAUAGAAAUGUAAAGGUAAUUUCCGACUGAGUCGACAUAGCAGCGUUUACGGUGCCUUUACAUUUCAAUCACGCUGUCACGCUGAACUUCCGCAAUGCAGAUUGAAUAGAGCCCUAGUAUUGAUCUAACAUAUAUACCCGUCUUCUUCACUUCAGGUACUUCUCUCACAGACACACCUGGGAGGAUGCAGAGAAGGACUGCAGAGAGCAGAGCGCCCACCUCAGCAGUGUCACCUCGGUCACCGAGCAGGAGUUCAUCAACGGGCUGGGCCAUGAUAACGCCUGGAUCGGCCUGAAUGAUCGCACAGUGGAGGAGGACUUCCAGUGGACUGAUGCCAAUGAACUGGUGAGAUUCCAUAUUCCUCUCUGUGAAUAAUAGCUCAUAUUAUGCUCAGUUUGGGAAUAUACUGCAUUGUACAGUAUGUGAUUUAUACCUGUACUUGAACCUCAAAGUUGGAACACUUUGUGUGUAAAGUGUAUCUGUGUACAACAGACAAUAUACACGCCAUUUAGCAGACGCUUUUAUCCAAAGCGACUUACAGUCAUUCAUGCAUACAUUUUAAGUACGGGUGCUCCCGGGAAUUGAACCCGCUAUGCUGGCAUAGCAAGGUCCGUGCUCUACCAACUUAGCUACAGAAGAGCAUACAUAGGACCCCAUGUAUAAACAGCUGUGUAUUACUUUAUAACAGAUUUAAAGCCAAGAUGAAUACAGUGUAACAUAAGUGUGUGGUAUUGUGUAGGUGUAUGAGAACUGGAGGGAGAACCAGCCUGAUAACUUCUUUGCGGGAGGAGAGGACUGUGUGGUGACCAUCGCCCAUGAGGACGGCAAGUGGAACGACGUGCCCUGCAACUACAACCUGCCCUACAUCUGCAAGAAAAGCACAGGUAGGAUCACAGUACUUAACAUAGCCAUGGUACAACCAGCUCCAUGUCUUCAGAAAGGCACAGGUAAAACAACAAGGAUGCAUUUACAAUAGCGUCCUCAAUACGUUUAAAAAAACAAAACAAAAUGGUGGGUUCCUACUGGAUAGCGGCUUUAAACUGGGUGGUGGCUAGAAACAGUAUGUUACAGGUGAAGUCGGAAGUUUACAUACACCUUAGCCAAAUACAUUUAAACUAAGUUUUUCACUAUUCCUGACAUUUAAUCCUAGUAAAAAUUCCCUGUUUUAGGUCAGUUAGGAUCACCACUUUAUUUUAAGAAUGUGAAAUGUCUGAAUAAUAGUAGAGAUAAUUAUUUAUUUCAGCUUUUAUUUAUUUCAUAACAUUCCCAGUGGGUCAGAAGUUUACUUACACUCAAUUAGUAUUUGGUAGUAUUGCCUUUAAAUUGUUUAACUUGGGUCAAACGUUUCGGGUAGCCUUCCACAAGCUUCCCACAAUAAGUUGGGUGAAUUUUGGCCCAUUCCUCCUGACAGAGCUGGUCUAACUGAGUCAGGUUUGUAGGCCUCCUUGCUCGCACACGCUUUUUCAGUUCUGCCCACAAAUGUUCUAUAGGAUUGAGGUCAGGGCUUUGUGAUGGCCACUCCAAUACCUUGACUUUGUUGUCCUUAAGCCAUUUUGCCAUAACUUUGGAAGUAUGCUUGGGGUCAUUGUCCAUUUGGAAGAGCCAUUUGCGACCAAGCUUUAACUUCCUGACUGAUGUCUUGAGAUGUUGCUUCAAUAUAUCCACAUCAUUUUCCUUCCUCAUGAUGACAUCUAUUUUGUGAAGUGCACCAGUCCCUCCUGCAGCAAAGCACCCUGUCAGCGUCUGGGUGAAGUGGGGAAACGGAAUCAGGCGCAGGACACAGAACUGAGAGAUAAAUGGCUUUACUAGACUCAAAGUAAACCAUAGCAAACCCUCCACGCAGGGAAGAGCAAAACAACAGCUCAACAGACGAUGUAACAAAGAACAAUCACGCACACACCCAGGAGGGAAAACAGAGGUAAUUAUAGGGAAACUAAUAAGCCUAAUGAGUAACAGGUGUGAAUAAUAAAGACAGAACUAGUGAGACACAGAAACAUCGAUCGGUGGCAGCUAGUACUCCGGUGACGAUGACCGCCGAAGCCUGCCCGAGCGAGGAGGAAGGGCAGCCUCGGCCAUAUCCGUGACACCAUUCAUCCACCGCAGGAACCUCGAUCUGGCUCUGAUGCCACGGUGCCAGGACCGGCUGGUAACCUAGUACACACUGAAAAGGAGACAGGUCAGUGGAGGAGUGGCGGAGGGAAUUUUGUGCCAUCUCUGCCCAGGGGAUGUAAACUGACCGAUCCCCCUGCCGGUCCUGGCAAUACGACCUCAGUAACCUACCCACAUCCUGGUUUACUCUCUCCACCUGCCCAUUACUCUCGGGGUGAAAACCUGAGGUCAGGCUGACCGAGACCCCCAGAUGGUCCAUAAACGCCUUCCAGACCCUCGAUGUGAACUGGGGACCCUGAUCAGACACUAUAUCCUCAGGCACUCCGUAGUGCCGGAAGACGUGAGUAAACAGGGCCUCUGCGGUCUGUAGGGCAGUAGGGAGACCGGGCAAAGGAAUGAGACGACAGGACUUAGAAAACCUAUCCACAACGACCAGGAUCGUGGUGUUACCCUGUGACGGAGGAAGAUCCGUAACAAAGUCCACCGAUAGGUGUGACCACGGCCGCUGUGGAACGGGGAGAGGUUGUAAUUUACCUCUGGGCAGGUGUCUAGGUGCCUUGCACUGGGCACACACCGAACAGGAAGAAACAUAAACCCUCACGUCCUGAGCUAAGGUAGGCCACCAGCACUUCCCACUAAGACAGCGCACUGUCCGACCAAUGCCAGGAUGGCCAGAAGAGGGUGACGUGUGAGCCCAAUAAAUCAAACGAUCGCGAACCUCGGACGGAACGUACGCACGACCCACUGGACACUGGGGGGGAAGUGGGCUCCGUGCGUAAUGCCCGCUCGAUGUCCGCGUCAACCUCCCAUACCACCGGUGCCACCAGACAAGAAGCCGGAAGUAUGGGAGUAGGCUCCCUGGUCCGAUCCUCUGAGUCAUAUAGCCAGGACAGAGCAUCUGCCUUAGCAUUCUGGGAACCUGGUCUAUAUGAUAGGGUGAACACAAAACACGUGAAAAACAUGGCCCACCUUGCCUGACGAGGAUUCAGUCUCCUCGCUGCCCGAAUGUACUCCAGAUUGCGGUGGUCAGUCAAAAUGAGAAAAGGGUGUUUAGCCCCCUCAAGCCAAUGUCUCCACACCUUAAGAGCUUUCACAACAGCUAACAGCUCCCGAUCGCCCACGUCAUAGUUUUGCUCCGCCGGGCUGAGCUUCUUCGAGAAGAAAGCACAGGGGCGGAGUUUGGGAGGCUUACCCGAGCGCUGAGACCGUACAGCUCCUAUCCCCGCCUCGGACGCGUCCACCUCGACUAUAAAUUGCAAGGAAGGAUCCGGAUGAGCCAGCACGGGAGCCGUGGUGAACAGCGCCUUCAGCUGACCAAAAGCCCUGUUUGCCUCAGCUGACCACUGCAGGCGCACCGAUCCGCCCUUUAGCAAAGAGGUUAUGGGAGCUGCUACCUGGCCAAAGCCCCGGAUAAAUCUCCGGUAGUAGUUGGCAAAACCCAAAAAUCGCUGCACCUCCUUUACCGUGGUAGGAGUCGGCCAAUUACGCACGGCUGAAAUGCGGUCACACUCCAUCUCGACCCCUGACUCUGACAAGCGGUAUCCUAUGAAGGAGACGGACUGUUUGAAGAACAGACAUUUCUCAGCCUUAACGUACAGGUCAUACACCAACAGUCUACCAAGCACCUUGCGCACCAGGGACACAUGCUCGUCGCGUGUAGCGGAGUAUAUUAGAAUAUAAUCUAUAUACACCACUACACCCUGUCCGUGCAGGUCCCUGAAAAUCUAAUCAACAAAGGAUUGAAAGACUGAGGGAGCAUUCAUCAACCCGUACGGCAUGACGAGGUACUCAUAGUGACCAGAGGUGGUACUAAAUGCCGUCUUCCACUCGUCCCCCUCCCGGAUACGGAUCAGAUUGUACGCGCUCCUGAGGUCCAAUUUUGUGAAGAAGCGCGCCCCGUGCAAUGACUCCGUCAUACUAGCAAUGAGAGGAAGAGGAUAGCUGUAUUUUACGGUUAUCUGAUUGAGACCUCGAUAGUCAAUGCACGGGCGUAAACCUCCAUCCUUUUUCUUCACAAAAAAGAAACUAGAGGAGGCAGGGGAAGUGGAGGGCCGAAUGUAUCCCUGUCCCAGAGAUUCGGUGACAUAUGUCUCCAUAGCCACCGUCUCCUCCUGUGACAGAGGAUACACGUGACUCCUGGGAAGUCAGCGCCCUCACGGAGAUCUAUCGCACAAUCCCCUCGUCGAUGGGGUGGUAAUUGAGUCACCUUCUUCUUACAGAAGGCGAGAGCCAAAUCGGCAUAUUCUGAGGGAAUGUGCAUUGGGGAGACAUGGUUUGGACUCUCCACCGUGGUUGCCUCUACGGAAACACCUACACACCUCCCCGAGCACUGAGGUGACAAUCCCUUGAGAGCCCUCUGUUGCCACGAAAUACUGGGGUCAUGGGUGGCUAGCCAGGGAAGGCCCAGCACCACGGGAAACGCAGGAGUAUCAAUAAGGAAGAGACUAAUUCUCUCCUCAUGACCCCCCUGUGUCUCCAUCCGAAGUGGAACUGUGACCUCCCUAACCAUACCUGACCCUAAUGGGCGACUAUCUAGGGCACGUAUGGGGAAGGGCACAUCUAAAGGCAAUAUAGGAAUCCCUAAUCUAUGCGCAUCCAGUCUAUCCAUGAAAUUCCCAGCUGCGCCGGAAUCUACGAGCGCCCUAUGCUGGGAAGGUGGGGAAAACUCAGGAAAAAUAACAUUUAUCAUCAUGUGAGCAACAGGGAGCUCUGGGUGAGUUGGGUGCCUACUCACCUGGGAUGGUCCCCCAGAACCCUGCCUGCUGCCUCGAUUCUAUGAGGGUCUUCUCCUGCACCGGCCCGCAGUGCGGCCACAGUGCGGCCACAGUUGGUGCAGGAGACCACCCCCUUGCUCGUUCUCUCCGCAUCAGCACUUCCAAGCUCCAUAGGUGUGGACUCGGAAGUGCUGGGGGAUGGACUGGACGGACCCUGAUCUGGACGUCCGCGGGUAGCCAACAGGUUAUCCAGCCGGAUUGAUAAAUCUACCAGCUGGUCCAGGUUAAGAUUAGUGUCCCUGCAGGACAGCUCCCGACGAACGUCCUCCCAUAGACUGCAUCGGUAGUGAUCAAUUAGGGCUCUCUCGUUCCAUCCCGCGCUGGCUGCCAGUGUCCUGAAAUCCAGGGCGAAUUCCUGUGCGCUCCUCCCUCCCUGGCUGAGGUAAAACAGACGCUGCCCCGCUGCUCUCCCCUCAGGCGGAUGAUCAAAUACUGCCCGGAAACGGCGGGUAAAAUCCUCAUAACGAACGGACUCAGCGUCUAUUCCACUCCACUCCGCGUUGGCCCAUUCCAGGGCUCUGCCCGACAGACAGGAGAUGAGGGCGGACACGCUCUCGUAUCCCGAGGGAGCCGGGUGGAUGGUGGCCAGGUAAAGCUCCACCUGGAGCAGGAAACCCUUACACCCGGCAGCUGUCCCAUCGUAUUCCCUCGGGAGCGAGAGCCAAAUACCACUGGACCCAGGGGUUGAGGGUCUUGAUGGAGGAGAAAUCGGUGAAGGAGGAGGUGUAGAAAACCCAACUCUUUCCCAUCGAUCCAUGGUGUUGAUCACUUGAUCCAGAGCUGAACCUAGUCUCUGCAGCAUGGUCGCGUGCUGGUGGAUGCGUUCCUCCACCGAAGCGUUGGGAUCGGGCGUGCCUGCUGACUCCAUAAAGGGUGCGUGAUUCUGUCAGCGUCUGGGUGAAGUGGGGAAACGGAAUCAGGCGCAGGACACAGAACUGAGAGAUAAAUGGCUUUACUAGACUCAAAGUAAACCAUAGCAAACCCUCCACGCAGGGAAGAGCAAAACAACAGCUCAACAGAUGAUGUAACAAAGAACAAUCACGCACACACCCAGGAGGGAAAACAGAGGUAAUAUAGGGAAACUAAUAAGCCUAAUGAGUAACAGGUGGGAAUAAUAAAGACAGGACUAGUGAGACACAGAAACAUUGAUCGGUGGCAGCUAGUACUCCGGUGACGACGACCGCCGAAGCCUGCCCGAGCGAGGAGGAGGUGCAGCCUUGGCCGUAUCCGUGACACACCCUCACAGCAUGAUGCUGCCACCCCCGUGCUUCAGGGUUGGGAUGGUGUUCUUCGGCUUGCAAGUACUCCCUUUUUCCUCCAAAUAUAACGAUGGUCAUUAUGGCCAAACAGUUCUAUUUUUGUUUCAUCAGACCAGAGGACAUUUCUCCAAAAAGUACGAUCUUUGUCCCCAUGUGCAGUUGAAAACUGUAGUCUGGCUUUUUUAUGGCGGUUUUGGAGCAGUGGCUUCUUCCUUGCUGAGCUGCCUUUCAGGUUAUGUCGAUAUAGGACUCGUUUUACUGUGGAUAUAGAUACUUUUGUACCUUUUUCCUCCAGCAUCUUCACAAGGUCCUUUGCUGUUGUUCUGGGAUUGAUUUGCACUUUUCGCACCAAAGUAUGUUCAUCUCUAGGAGACAGAACGCAUCUCCUUCCUGAGCGGUAUGACGGCUGCGUGGCCCCAUGGUGUUUAUACUUGCGUACUAUUGUUUGUACAGAUGAACGUGGUACCUUCAGGCGUUUGGAAAUUUCUCCCAAGGAUGAACCAGACUUGUGGAGGUCUACAAUUCCUUUUCUGAGGUCUUGGCGGAUUUCUUUUGAUUUUCCCAUGAUGUCAAGCAAAGAGGCACUGAGUUUGAAGGUAGGCCUUGAAAUACAUCCACAGGUACACCUCCAAUUGACUCAAAUGAUGUCAAUUAGCCUAUCAGAAGCUUCUAAAGCCAUGACAUCAUUUUCUGGAAUUUUCCAAGCUGUUUAAAGGCACAGUCAACUUAGUGUAUGUAAACUUCUGACCCACUGGAAUUGUGAUACAGUGAAUUAUAAGUGAAAUAAUCUGUCUGUAAACAAUUGUUGGAAAAAUUACUUGCAUCAUGCACAAAGAAGAUGUCCUAAACGACUUGCCAAAACUAUAGUUUGUUAACAAGAAAUUUGUGAAGUGGUUGAAAAACAAGUUUUAAUGACUCUAACCUAAGUGUAUGUAAACGUCCGACUUCAACUGUAUGUUCAUUUGGAGGAACAAAGUCAUCAUGGCAAAUAAGGAUUUAGGAAAUACUGUUUCAUAUGACUUUCCAAGACCUCUUCAAUUUACUCUACAAAGACUUGUAUCCUCUGGUGAUUGCUCUGUUUUGUCAAUAGAAUGUCUGGCAAGGAAACACUCACACUUGACAUAAGAGUGUAAGAGCGUAAUUACAGUUUUAUGAACUCAAGUUGCCAAAAUAAAUAUUGCCUUUUGAUUAAACAUGUCAAUCACAGUGUUUAGUUCAACUGGUUAUUAUUGACUAGUGGAAGACACAUUGUGAAGCUUCAGUCUUUAUUUUCCUUAUCGACAGACAGACAGAAGAGUGCUAUUUCUAAAGAACUGAAAUUCCCCUAGAUACAACCCGAUCAAUUUGCGGGCUGUCAAACCUCAAUAGGCACAAUGAGCUCUCAUAUUUUCCUCUACAACGUGUGAAAAGAGAAUAAAGCUCCAACAUUGCUGACACAACAAACAGAAGUCUGAAUCACAUUUCAUAUUUCAAACUUCCAGUUGAUCUAAACAGAAACCUCCAUCACUUUCUGUUGCCGUUUUAUCUCACCCUACAUGUUUACUUGGGCUGCAAAGCUAACAUUUGCCAUCUUGUAUAAAACUGGCAUUAAAUUGCCAGUGACUGUCUUGGCCGCAGAUCUAUCUCUGAAGUCCCACAAUGCAUCUCUGUGUCAGGUGCCCCUGAUGUAACUGUGGAAUGAGACCUGGAGCAAGGAUUUAUGGGAUAGCCUGAAGCCUAGCUCCUUGAAUACAGAGAGAAAGAGAGAGAGAGAGGAAAAUGGAGAGAGAGAGAGAGAGAGAGAGAGAGAGAGAGAGAGAGGAAAAUAGAGAGAGAGAGAGAGAGAGAGAGAGGAAAAUAGAGAGAGAGAGAGAGAGAGAGAGAGAGAGAGAGAGAGAGAGAGAGAGAGAGAGAGAGACAGAGACAGAGACAGAGACAGAGAGAGAGAGAAAAAGACAUAGAGCGAGAGAGGCAGAGGAAGAGAGAGAGAGAGAGAGAGAGACAGAGAGAGAGAGAGAGAGAGGCUGAGAAAGAGAGAGAGAGACAGAGAAAGAGAGAGAGGCAGAGAAAGAGAGAGAGAGGCAGAGAAAGAGAGAGAGAGACAGAGAAAGAGAGAGAGAGAGAGGCAGAGAAAGAGAGAGAGAGACAGAGAAAGAGAGAGAGUGAGCGAGAGAGACAGAGAGAGAGAGAGAGAGAGAGAGAGGCAGAGAAAGAAAGAGGGAGGGGAGAAUAUGGGAGCUGCCUUGGUUCUCUAAUGCUUGGCAGAGCACCACGCCAACUGCAGAGCAGAGCACCACGCCAACUGCAGAGCACCAUGCCAACUGCAGAGCACCACGGCAACUGCAGAGCACCACGGCAACUGCAGAGCACCACGCCAACUGCAGAGCACCACGCUAACUGCAGAGCACCACGCCAACUGCAGAGCACCACGCUAAAUGCAGAGCACCACGCUAACUGCAGAGCACCACGCCAACUGCAGAGCACCCAUUUUCUCCCUUUGAGCAGCACUCGAUCUCUCUCCAAUUCUCCUCAGGUAUAGGAUUCAGUAGCAAGAGUGCCACCUAGGGAGAAAAAACAGGAUUUGCAAGCCAGAUACCAUUUCUACAGUACACACUGUAUCUUCUUCGUUGUUGCUCAACACUUACUUAAUUGAUUUAACUAAAUUAAUUGACUUAAUUGUUAAUCUCGUCCCAUCUGACAGUGCUUUGUGGAACCCCGCCCUCCGUGGAGAAUGCCCAUCUGAUUGGCCGUCGGCGGUCCCACUAUGACAUCCAUGCAGUGGUGCGUUACCAGUGUGCCGAAGGUUUCUACCAGCGCCACAUCCCCACCGCGCGUUGCCGGGCCGACGGCACCUGGGACCGGCCCAAGAUCAUCUGCACAAAGUGUGAGUAACAAACAGCAGAUUUUGUUUAAAAUAUAUAAAUAUAUACAGUGGUGUGAAAAAGUGUUUGCCCCCUUCCUGAUUUCUUAUUUGUUUGCAUGUUUGUCACACUUACAUGUUUCAGAUCAUCAAACAAAUUUUAAUAUUAGUUAAAGAUAACACAAGUAAACACAAAAUGCAGUUUUGAAAUGAAGGUUGUUAUUAUUAAGGGAAAACAAAAUCCAAACAUACAUGGCCCUGUGUGAAAAAGUGUUUGCCCCCCCUGUUAUAACACAACUCAACUGUGGUUUAUCACACCUGAGUUCAAUUCCUCUAGCACACCCAGGCCUGAUUACUGCCACACCUGUUCUCAAUCAAGGAAUCACUUAAAUAGGACCUGCCUGACAAAGUGAAGUAGACCAAAAGAUCCUCAAAAGCUAGACAUCAUGCCAAGAUCCAAAGAAAUUCAGGAACAAAUGAGAAAGAAAGUAAUUGAGAUCCAUCAGUCUGGAAAAGGUUAUAAAGCCAUAUCUAAAGCUUUGGGACUCCAGCGAACCACAGUGAGAGCCAUUAUCCACAAAUGGCGAAAACAUCGAACAGUGGUGAACCUUCCCAGGAGUGGCCGGCCGACCAAAAUUACCCCAAGAGCGCAGCGACGACUCAUCCAAUAGGUCACAAAAGACCCCACAACAACAUCCAAAGAGCUGCAGGCCUCACUUGCCUCAGUUAAGGUCAGUGUUCAUGACUCCACCAUAAGAAAGAGACUGGGCAAAAAUGGCCUGCAUGGCAGAGUUCCAAGACGAAAACCACUGCUGAGCAAAAAUAACAUUAAGGCUCGUCUCAUUUUUGCCAGAAAACAUCUUGAUGAUCCCCAAGACCUUUGGGAAAAUACUCUGUGGACUGACGAGACAAAAGUUGAAAUCUGGCGUAAAAGUAACACCGCAUUUCAGAAAAAGAACAUCAUACCAACAGUAAAAUAUGGUGGUGGUAGUGUGAUGGUCUGGGCCUGUUUUGCUGCUUCAGGACCUGGAAGACUUGCUGUGAUAAAUGGAACCAUGAAUUCUGCUGUCUACCAAAAAAUCCUGAAGGAGAAUAUCCGGCCAUCUGUUCGUGACCUCAAGCUGAAGCGAACUUGGGUUCUGCAGCAGGACAAUGAUCCAAAACACACCAGCAAGUCCACCUCUGAAUGGCUGAAGAAAAACAAAAUGAAGACUUUGGAGUGGCCUAGUCAAAGUCCUGACCAGAAUCCUAUUGAGAUGCUGUGGCAUGACCUUAAAAAGGCAGUUCAUGCUCGAAAACCCUCCAAUGUGGCUGAAUUACAACAAUUCUGCAAAGAUGAGUGGGCCAAAAUUCCUCCACAGCGCUGUAAAAGACUCAUUGCAAGUUAUCGCAAACGCUUGAUUGCAGUUGUUGCUGCUAAGGGUGGCCCAACCAGUUAUUAGGUUGUAGGGGGCAAUCACUUUUUCACACAGGGCCAUGUGGGUUUGGAUUUUGUUUUCCCUUAAUAAUAACAACCUUCAGUUCAAAAUUGCAUUUUGUGUUUACUUGUGUUAUCUUUGACUAAUGUUUAAAUUUGUUUGAUGAUCUGAAACAUUUAAGUGUGACAAACAUGCUAACUAAUAAGAAAUCAGGAAGGGGGCAAACACUUUUUCACACCACUGUAUAUAUAUAUAUAUAUAUAUAUGUGUUGUCUUAUGCAACCUUUUUCUCGGAUAACAAACCUUUAUUCACCCAGGUAGGCUUUUCUGUAUAAACAUUAGUGUAUUCCUUCUGGUAUGGGCUGAAUAAGAAACAGAGAAGGUAACUGUUGUCACUGCACCAACUCCCUGUGAUCCCCUCCCUCAGCUCGGCGAUCCCACCGGUACCGCCGCAACCACCGCCACGGCCAGCGCCGGGAGCGCAGGAACCACAGGAGAUACGGAGGAGAGGCACACAUGGAGAGGGGAGAGGACGCACACAGCCAAUAA